This is a messenger RNA of Arachis duranensis, 2465 nucleotides long. RefSeq lists its product as uncharacterized. The transcript is spliced from 2 exons. NCBI's taxonomy places the organism in Eukaryota, Viridiplantae, Streptophyta, Magnoliopsida, Fabales, Fabaceae. Bases 103 to 2409 code for a protein of 768 amino acids. The record is from RefSeq and is a predicted model, not a curated record.
CAUUCUUCUAUAUAUAGGAAUAACCCAACUUUCAGUUUUAACCUCAUCAUUACAUAUUGUCUUCAAAGCUCAAACUUAGUUCAUUACAUAUAUACUAUUGCCAUGGAUCAUAAGCAUUCUAUGGAAGGAGAUGCAAAUGGAAGCAUUAAUCUAAAAGGUGAUGAACUCCAAAAUUUAAGCCACACAUGCAGCCUAGACAUCACAAUAUUCGAGCCUCUUGGCCACGGCCUUAGCAGCACUACUUCCAACUCUGUCUCCCCAACAAGCAACGCCACCGUUAGAGCACCGGAGAAGAGCCUCACCCUCUUUGCUCUGCAGCUAGCAGUGCUGGAGAAAGCAGCAACAGGUCUGGGAACUCUUGGUUUUAUUUGGGCAACUGUUGUCCUCCUUGGCGGUUUUGCAAUAACCUUGGACAAAACAGAUUUCUGGUUCAUUACCAUAAUACUCUUGGUGGAAGGGACUAGAGAGACCAGUGCGAGUAGUGGUACACCAAGAACACAAACUAGGAUGUGGAUCACUUCAGAUGUUCCUCUUCUUCCAUAUACCAAGUGGUUCUUCAUCUCAAGGCAUGUCAGUAGGAUCCUCUACUGGCUUCAGAUUCUCUCUGCAACAGCUUGUGUGGUUCUGUCACUGAUAAAGCUCAUCAAGCAUGAUUAUGUAGCAAUAUCGAAGGUACAUUCUCAAGAGAGAAACCGGCAAUCUGCUCUCACUAUCUUCUAUGCAUUGGCUUUGGCAGAAGCUUUGGUGUUUUUAAUGGAGAAAGCUUAUUGGGAGUGGCAAGUUGGUUACUGCAAAUUGUUGGAAAAGGUUAACAUGGAGUGUGAGUUGGGGCAAUUUGAAUUGCCUUCCAUUACAAGAUUCUUCUAUGAUGCAUACUCGAGGUGUGUCAAUGGUUGCAUUUUUGAUGGACUGAAUAUGGACAUGGUUAGUUUUUCUAUGGAUUUAUUGGCUUCACAUUCACCUGAUGAACAGUUAAUUGGAGCAAGAAUUCUGCGGCAAUUUUCGAUCAGCCAGCGCUUUUCGGAUGAUACACUGCAAAAGAUUGGGACUGACAUAUCUAUGGUGGGGAGGCUAGUUGAGAUGCUGAAUUGGACAGAUCACAAUGAAGAAGAAACUAGGCUCUCAGCCGCAGAGAUUUUGUCCAAACUUGCAGGAAAGAAACAGAAUUCGGUCCGAAUAGCCGGGAUACCGGGAGCUAUGGAAUCAAUUUCAUCUCUGCUUCAAACCAAUAGGAAUCAUAUUCCCGCGGCAGAUGAGAUUGGCGAAAAGAAACUCAUGUUUGAUCAUCAGAAUUACAGGUUUUGGACAUUCAACCAUUUAGGACUACUCAUACUGAAGAAGCUAGCACGUGAUCAUGACAACUGUGGAAAGAUUGGAAACACAAGAGGCCUUCUCCCAAAGAUCAUAGAUUUCACACACGCCCAAGAAUGGUUGCUGAAGAAUGAAAAUGUUGCUCCAUCACAAAUCCUAACAGUGAAGAGAUCUCUGCAGCUGGUGAAGAUGCUAGCCAGCACAAUAGGCACCACCGGGAAGCAUCUCCGCCUCGAGAUUUCAGAGAUAGUUUUCACAAUCAGCAAUAUUAGAGAUAUCUUAAGGCAUGGAGAGAAGCAUCUCCCGCUUCAGAAACUGAGCAUAGAAAUUCUAACAAGUUUGGCAUUGGAAGAGGAAGCAACUGAGAGGAUUGGAGGCACAGGUGGAGUGCUUAAGGAACUGUUUAACAUAUUUUUCAAUGGCAGCAUUUCAGAAAGACAUAAGCAUGUAAGGAUCAUUGCUGGUGAGGCCUUAGCAAUGCUGGCACUAGAAAGCAGGAGUAACUGUCAUCGAAUUUUGAAAUUGAAAGUGUUUCAAAGGCUUAUUGAAGCAUUGGAAGAUCCAUUACUUCGCGUCAACGCGGCAAGAAUCCUAGGAAAUUUAUGCACAUACAGUGAUUCAGAGUGCUACAACCAGCUGAAAGGAAUAAAAGCUGCAGCUCCAGUAAUACUCAAGGCGAUAAUGUGGGAAGAAAACAAGAUUCAAGAAGUAAUGAUUGGACUAGCAACAAAUGUUUUAAGAUACCUGAGUUGUGACGAAUUGAGGAUCGUUUCGGAGGAAGCCGGAAUAACGGAGAGUGAACUCGCAAAGAAGUUGAUCAAGAUUCUCAAGAGAUACGAAUGUCCAGAAACAAAGGUGCCAAGAAUGAGGAGGUUCGUGAUAGAGCUAGCCAUUUGGAUGAUGAAAGAUAAAUCAGAAAACAUAAAGACAUACAAGGAUCUGGGAAUGGAGGAGGUGUUGGAGAGGGUACUGGAAACUACAUCAGAGCUUGAAAGCUUCAAAGUAUUCUCUGGCACUGUUGGACACAAUAGGCACCAUCUAUCAGUUCAAUCACUCGUAGAAACAGCACUGAAACUGCUACAACUGGAACUUAGUUAAAAGAUCAAAACACACUACUCUCCAAUCAUUUUAUACAUGUAAUUAAUUGACUUGAA